Molecule: messenger RNA, 3151 nt
Organism: Exaiptasia diaphana
Lineage: Eukaryota; Metazoa; Cnidaria; Anthozoa; Actiniaria; Aiptasiidae
Product: nardilysin
Exons: 37
Coding region: 26-3046 (1006 amino acids)
Biological process (GO): proteolysis
Molecular function (GO): metal ion binding; metalloendopeptidase activity
Source: RefSeq, a predicted model, not a curated record
GAACUAGUUGAACCGAGAAUCCAAGAUGGCGGUCGUCAAGUCGCCGAAUGACCCAAGAGAUUACCGGGUCAUUCAUCUGGAUAAUGGUUUGACAACACUGUUGAUAUCAGAUACAAAUACAGUGUCAUCRAAGCAAAGACAUAGCAGCUUUACAAGUGACACCUCUGAAGAUUCCAAUGAAAAUAGUGAUGAAGAAUCAAMUGAUGAAUCUUGUGAUGAUGGUGAUGAUAUGGUUGAUAAUGAAAAUAACCAUGAUGAUGAUGAAAGCAUUCAUGAUAAAAAACAAAAAGACGCUAAAUUGGCUGCUGCUGCUCUGUGCAUUGGAACUGGAAGCUUUUCUGAUCCUGAUGAAAUACCAGGACUCGCACACUUCCUGGAACACAUGGUUUUCAUGGGCAGUGAAAARUACCCUGAAGAGAAUGCAUUUGAUGCUUUUAUCAAGAAACAUGGAGGAAGCAGUAAUGCAUGUACAGACUGUGAAAGGACUGUUUUCGUCUUUGACRUCCGUCGAAAAUAUUUCAGGGAAGCACUGGACAGGUUUGCCCAAUUCUUUAUCAGUCCAAUGCUGAAUGAAGGAAGCGUGGAUAGAGAAAUACAGGCCGUUGAAAGUGAAUUUAUGCAGAGUUAUCAAAGUGACACCGUUAAAAGAAUUCAGUUAUUACARAGCAUAGCAAGGGAUGGACAUCCUUUUAAGAAGUUCUUGUGGGGGAAUGAAGCAACAUUGAAGACUGUUCCRACUCAAAGGGGUAUUGACGUACAAAGUGAUUUGAGAAUCUUCCAAAAGAGAAUGUAUUCAGCCCAAUACAUGACACUGGCUGUCUGUUCAAAAGAAUCACUGGAUUCAUUGGAAGAGCUUGUCAAAGACUGUUUUACAGAUUUACCAAAUAAUGACAUGCCAAGACCUAUGUUUCAUGACUGCUCCGCUCCUUUUGACGAUUCUUCUUUCUGUAAAUUAUAUAAAGUAAUACCUGUGAAGGAUUUCCAUCAAUUGGAAGUAACCUGGAUGUUGCCAUGCCAACUACAGCACUAUAGAAUAAAACCAAUGCACUAUAUAUCCUGGUUGCUGGGACAUGAAGGUCCUGGAAGUGUCUUGUCAUUGCUAAUCAAAAAGUCAUGGGCCGUUAGUCUUAUGUGCGGUAAUGGAGAAACAGGCAUUGAACACAGUACAAAUUAUGCAAUGUUUCCUGUCAUAGUCAUUCUUACAGAUGAAGGUGUCGACCAUAUAUACGAGAUAAUAACAAUAGUUUUUCAAUAUCUCGAAAUGUUAAGGCAAAAAGGCCCACAAGAAAGAAUCUACAAAGAAAUCCAAACUAUUGAAGACAACGAAUUUAGAUUCCAAGAACAGUGCGAGCCUUACGACUUUACAGAAAACGUGGUGGAAAAUAUGCAGCUUUAUCCAGUUAAAGACUUUCUUACUGGAGAUCAACUGAUGUGGGAGUUCAAUCCUGAGGUGAUUGGUAGCGUUCUGGAUCAACUUGUUCCRCAUCAAGCAAACAUUAUGAUUUCAUCGAAAARCUUUACRCAAGAAGAAUGUAGUGAAGUUGAGGAGUGGUUUAAGACGAGUUAUAAAUGUACCGACAUUGAUUCAGGUUGGCUUGAAUCUUGGAAGAAUAUAGAAUUAAAUCCUGAUCUUUACUUACCAGCAGAAAACACAUUUAUAGAUAUAGAAUUAAAUCCUGAUCUUUACUUACCAGCAGAAAACACAUUUAUAGGCGCUGCUGGCAGUGGCCUGUUCGAUAUGUACAGAAUUAUUUCACGCUUUCAGGAGUUUAUUAUUGAGCGAUGUUAUUUUAAUCUCUUAGCCACUGAUUUUGAAAUUAAAGACAAAGAUAUAGCCUCRCCAGAGUUCACCGUUCUUUGUAUAACUAAAAUUACAAUGUAUAUUGAUAUUUUUCUAUUGAUACAUUGUUUACAGCAUCCUCAAGUUAUUUUAGAAAGUGAACUUGGUAAAUUGUGGUAUAAAAAAGAUCACAAAUUUAAUACACCAAGAGGUAAAAAUACAUUUCACUAUAAACCACCACUCAUUAUACACCAAGAGGUAAAAACACAUUUCACUAUGUCUGUAAGGUUGUCCAUUCUUCAGCUAGUUAAAUGGUCCAUUGUUGAGAAAGAGGGAGCUAUUGACAGCAUUACACUCGAUGAUCUGAAGAAUUUCGCAAUAUCUUUUAAAGCCCAGCUAUAUUUCGUGAGCUUAAUUCAGGGUAACGUGACUGCUGCCGAAGCCGUUUCCCUGCAAGACCACCUAUACAAAAUGGUGGAUCCUUCUCCGUUGCUACCAUGUUUUCAUCCAGAGGUACGAAUUCUAGAGCUUCCAUGUACAGAGACAGUGUGUCGUGUCCCAUGCUUCAACAAAGACGAUUCUAAUUCUGUGGUAACCGAUUACUAUCAGUCUGGWCCAGCUUCUGUGCAAGAAUUCUCUGCAAUGGAACUGCUAGUGUCACAGAUGGAGGAACCUUGUUUUGAUAUUUUGCGGACAAGAGAACAGCUUGGGUAUUCUGUAAGUUGUACUUGUCGAAAUACUUUUGGUAUUGUUGGCUUCUCUGUUACUGUCCAAACUCAGGCCGACAAGUUCAGUGUGGAGCACGUUCAAAACAGAAUUGAUGCUUUUUUGGAGGAAUUUCAAGAAAUUCUUGAGACAACUAAGCCAGACGAUUUCAAGAGCCAGGUGGAUUCAUUAAUUGAAAUCAAACAACACGAAGACCUCAGCCUGGCCGAGGAAGCCAACAGGAAUUGGUUCGAGAUUCUCGACCAGACUUAUUUAUUCGACAGGAAAGAAAAAGAGGUCAACGCCCUMAAAAAACUGACAAAAAAGGAUGUUUUAAAAUGCUUCAAACAUCACAUCAAAAAAGGAAGAAGCUACAAGAAAUUGAGCGUCCAGGUUGUCGGUAAUGGAGACACCACAGCCUCGAUUCCAAACGGUACGRUUGACAAUGCACAAGACCGCUGGACGCUUAGGCCCGUUCCCGUUGACAAAAAAGACUAUAUCACAGACAUUGCUGAAUUUAAACGAACUAGACCGGUUUUUCCUGUAUCUAAAGUUGUCUAACUGGAUGUCUAUAUCUAAGUAGACGAUUUACAGGAUGGUGUUAUGUAAUAUAUACAGCUACUACCACGGAAUGCUGAAAUAAAUAAAUAAAGUCUUUUAUUCUGA